UUUGUACAUUAGGAAAUGACCUAUAAAGAUUUCAGUAGCAUUAUUGUAAAUUUGGCAUAAUCUCCCUUAAAGAGCCUGACUUUUGAAACUUUCUCUUUAUUCUGAUGUGGUUUUCAUAUAUGAGUUUAUUUUGAUAAAACAGCCAAUGGAAAAUUGACACUUCAAUCACUUUCUCUUACACGUCAAGUGGUCCACCAAAAUUAUCUUAAAACUGGAACGUCUCUAUAACAUAUCCAUAAAAGGCCUUAAUUCAAGGGUUCUGAAAGGUAAUAAGAAAUUACACAAGCAUGGAUGCGAAAUCUUUGAAAGAAUUGUGGAACGAAACAAAUCAUUUGAAAGAAACUAAAGGGAUCUCUCAAGAGACAGUUCCACAAUUGGUAAAAGGAUACGAGUCCUGUCUUGGCUUGGUCAGAAGAGCACGUCUAUUCUCUUUGAAUGAAGACAUUGAUGAAGUGAAAACGAGUGAAUUGAGAUAUUUACUACUGGAUUUUGAGGUCGCGAAGUGUAUGGAACAAUGGAUGCAAAAUGACCGACUAAAAGUCAUUGAAUACUCAAAAACUUGCUACGAAAAUUUCCUUCGAAUUUGCGAAGGUUACGGACUGAAGCCGUUACCAAUUUCUUCGUUUACAAAAGAUACAGAUGCAAGAAGUACAAAAAUUGCACGGUAUAAACUACGAAAAGAUAUAGAAAACGAAAUUGGAUCCAUGACCAAAGAACACAUACAGGAUGAAGAAUUAGAGCGAAAGGUGUGGAUCAACAAAAUACAAAUGGCGAUAGAAGACACAGUUGACGAUAUGAGACACAUUGAAAUGGAGAUUCAGAUUCUGAAAAGUUUAGAGAAGCAAGCACAUGAAAAAGACAUAAGUCAAAGCCAAGAAACAUUAAGGAAGGAAGAGCAAAGAAAUCAGGAUCGCAAUACUUGGAAACUAGAUUCACUUACCAAAGAAAGCCUUUUGGAUCCAAAGAAUAGACCUAUACAGCCAUUUACGAUUGUUUCAGAUAGAAAUGCGAAGUCGAAAAACGUUUUUGGACCUGGUUAUAAUUUACCGACAAUGAGUGUGGAUGAAUAUUUAGAUGAAGAAGCUAAGCGUGGAAAUAUUAUAAGUCAAAAGGAUAAUCAGAAUCAGCAAGGAUCCUCUGAAGAUGAAGAUGAUAAUGAUAUUGCUGAUGCCAAAACUAUGAAAGCACGAUACUGGGAUGAAUAUACGGAAGCCAAUCCUCGAGGCAGUGGAAACACAAUGGUUAAUCGGGGUUAAAAGGACUGGAAAUUUUGAACGAAUUGAACAAUUCAUAGUCCAUAUACCCAAGAAAACUUCCUUCCUUUUUAAGAACUGAGUCUGCUAACGCGAUUAACUAGUACAGUCAUAUGCCACAAACAACUGAUUCUGAGCAAUCUACAUAAUGAAGCGGUUUUAGUUCUAUCUUAAAAUAUUGAAUGUUAUUGUUUUAAUCACUCAGCACAGUUUUUAUUUAUUUAUUUUAUUUUUUUCAAUUCGCAAGCGAAUACCUAUGGUG
Messenger RNA from Schizosaccharomyces octosporus yFS286, 1515 nucleotides. Its product is annotated as TAP42 family protein. Gene Ontology annotation, cellular component: cytosol. The coding region runs from base 288 to 1256 and encodes 322 amino acids. The transcript has a single exon. Gene Ontology annotation, molecular function: protein phosphatase 2A binding. Lineage: Eukaryota; Fungi; Ascomycota; Schizosaccharomycetes; Schizosaccharomycetales; Schizosaccharomycetaceae. Gene Ontology annotation, biological process: regulation of signal transduction; regulation of dephosphorylation. The record is from RefSeq and is a predicted model, not a curated record.